UACAGAUUUACAUUUUCUUUGAUCUUCCAUUCAUCUCUUUCCCAUUUCUAUUUCUAUAAUUCUUCUAAAAUUUCCAUAUCAGUAACAAGCUUAUUACAAGUAAUAUCAGAGCCCAGAUCCACUGAUUUUUGAUUUUGUUCAUUUGCAAACCCUAAAUCCAUGGAUCUUCACCAUUUUGAUGGAAAAAACCUUUCAGUUUGGAUGUUCCAGCUUCAGCAAAAUUUUCUUUACUAUAAUACUCCCAACGAUCUUCACAAAUAUAUGAUGGCCUCAUAUUACAUGGAAGGUGAGGCUCUAACUUGGUUGGAAACAAUGGAGAGAAGUGGAGUUUUUACAAUAGAUGCUGAUUGGGAGAAGUUUGUGCGGCUCAUUAACAUUCAAUUCGGACAUCAUGAAUUCUUUCGCGUACAUGAAGUCAAACAAGAAUCAGAGGAGCAAAAAGGUGAUGCAAUAGACAAGUUAGAAGAAAACCACACGUUGAUUCAAGAAUUAGAUCCGGAAUCAGAUCCAAUUGAAGGCUCAAUUCCAGAACUUGUUCAAGUUGGAGACACAGAUCAGAAAUUACAAAUUUCAACAUUAAAUCUCGUUCCUAUGAAGGUAGACGAGGUGUGUGACCGGAAAAUUCAAGAAAACAAGAAUGUAGGAAGCCUAGACAAAAUCAAGGCAGGAGAAGAGGAGCAAAGAAACGGCGAAGCAAUUUACACGCAGAUUCAAGCAACAAUUCUGGUUGCAAAUACCUACCACCCGUUUGAUGAAAGUCCUCAACCACCCAAUUCAGAAUUCCUUGUGGAGAAGCAGCUUCCAAAUUGGGUUACUUGUGAUAAUAAUGAACAACACUUGUUUGAUGAAAGGUCGAAUGAAGUGGAAUUGGUGGUCCGGAAGCAUAAAUGGCGUUGGAAACAAGUGGUCCAAGAAGGGGAUGCGGAGGUUGAAGAGGAAGUGGCCAAAGCACAUAUCUAUGGAUUUGUUGGCUAGCUAAACAAAGGACACUAUCUGAAGAAACAACCCACUGAGUUUCGGGUCAACCAGGUCCUUCUGCCAUUUGAUGAUUAUAAAUUCAAUUUUACCAAAGUUGGCCAAGAAGUGUUGUUCAGGUUUGGUCAUGCUUAUAACAAAAAAUUGAUCAUGCGAGCUUUUUUGCUGGCAGCAACAUUUUUGGAAGGUUCUUGCAAGUUGUUUGAAGUAAUGGAAUUCUUGCUUUUCAUGAGUGUUGGAGAUAGGUUGGGACGGGGGCUAGCACAAGAGUUGUACCUGAACAUCUCCAUUGAGGGGAUUGCACUCUGUCUCUGAAAAAACGAGCAUGUUUGACCAUGCCUACAAGGUGUUCGAAGAAAUGUCUGAGCUGAAUUAUGAGCGUACAACCAAGUCUUUCAACGCCUUUUUGGCGGCUUGUGUGAUGUUGAAGGUUGGGUGUACGUGUUUCAGAGGCAAGUGCCAGUUUCUAGGUUUGAUGGGCUCGAUUGUUUUGAGGAGCGGGCAACUGUCGGAAAUCAUAGCACAGCUUCAGGAAUUGCUAAAGGGUGUGAAUGAAGCAGAGGUGUUGCCUUACGAGUAUGAAACUGCAAUUCUUGCAACUUAGGUUCAACUACUGGCUCAAGAGAUCAGAGAGUUAGUUGUGUCCCAUCCGGUAACCAUCUUCAAUCGGGAUUUUGCAUCACAGGGGAGUUAUACAUCUUUCUUGGUGCCGGCUACUGCACAUGAAGCAAUGGGAUAUUGCUACAUAGGGGGGAAGAGUUGGUGGCUUUCUGAUGUAACGUUUGUAAGAAUGCACAAUAUGGCUAAUGAUGUUGACUCACUAGAAAUAAGCCAUGAGAUUCUGGCAACAAGAAGGCCAGGGAUUUUAUCUAAUGAUUCAAAGCUGAUGGUGGCCAAACUGUUCGAUGACUACCUAGCUGAAAUGGGGAUGCAGCAUGCCAUUCAUGUCAAAAUCAUUAGGUCUGUACAUGCCAUUUGGGUUUUUGACCUAGGAGGAGAAAGAAAUCUACAAGAAAGAGGAAGAAGAAAUGGAGAAAACAAGUACGUGGAAAGAAAUUAUAUGCGCCGAUAGUACAACAAACACUGAUGGUGGGUGUCCUUCCUCGCCAUCUACCUUUCUCAGCAGAUAGUUCUGAUUGGAGUAAGCCUUCUCACACCUUGUGGGCAAGGUGUUUAAAACAGGGGAGUAUUGUAACAAGCGAAUUAUCAUAGAUAAGAUCAAUGGUGGUUAUGGGUUACAGAAGGUUUGAAGUGAAUAAGGUUGAAGAAUGACAACAUAAGUGUUGAGAAGCUUAUUGUCUAUUGAAGACCACGUGGCAGCUGUUGUGUGGGUUGAAGUCAAGUGCUUAACAGCUGGGUUGCAGUUUGAAAAGAAGUUACACACGUGUUCAAUUAUUAGCAGCUCUCUCGAUUGUAUUGUCGUUUUAUUCUUAAUUCCCUGCGUUUUGAUUACUUGUAAUUCACGUAGAA
This is a messenger RNA of Alnus glutinosa, 2445 nucleotides long. RefSeq lists its product as uncharacterized. Bases 160 to 975 code for a protein of 271 amino acids. The transcript has 2 exons. Lineage: Eukaryota; Viridiplantae; Streptophyta; Magnoliopsida; Fagales; Betulaceae. The record is from RefSeq and is a predicted model, not a curated record.